This is a messenger RNA of Triplophysa dalaica, 2573 nucleotides long. RefSeq names its product G-2 and S-phase expressed 1 (gene gtse1). Lineage: Eukaryota; Metazoa; Chordata; Actinopteri; Cypriniformes; Nemacheilidae. The coding region runs from base 137 to 2383 and encodes 748 amino acids. The record is from RefSeq and is a predicted model, not a curated record. The transcript has 12 exons. Gene Ontology annotation, molecular function: microtubule binding. Gene Ontology annotation, cellular component: microtubule cytoskeleton; cytoplasmic microtubule.
GCGAAAUUUGAAAUGAGGAAACAGUUCGUCAGUGCAGUUUUUCUCACUUUGACUAAACAACACUAAAAUAAACAAGUAUAAUCGUCCGACUCUAAUAGACAAGCAGUGCCUCCAUUUGUUUUCCUGGCUGUUGAAGAUGGCAUCGUUUACUCACAGUGAUUUCGUCUCACUGGCUGAGGAGAAAUUUGACUUCGACGUCACGCUUUCACCAUCAAGCGUCAAAGGAGAUGAAGACAACGUUGAGGACGAGGUCUUCUUAGGUCCAGUCAGUCACAAAGAGAAAUGCAUUUCCCACGGAGUAGAGGACCACGUGAAAGACCCUUUAAGCAGUGGCCAAUCUCUGGGAGAAGAGCCCAGCUGGAGUCCGCUCACAGGGGAGAAGUUUGAAGAAAUCUGCAAAGAAGCGCUUCUGCUCGCCAGCCACCUGGAACAAACCAUCACCGACUCUGUAGUUGAGAACAGUGUGGUUUCCUCUUCCCAAGCUGAGGACACUGAAACCUUCGAGGAGGACUCGACGACCAAAGUGAGCUUGUUCAGCAAGCCAUCUUAUGUUCUCAGUCCCAUCAAACGAGAGACCUUUCUGGUUCAGGGCAGCCCCAUGAAACAGCUACCGCCUGCUUUUCAGAAGCGCAUGCUGAAAGCCGGCGGCCCAGCUGGGUUUGGAAAGCUGCGUCUCAGUACCUCAAGUCCGGUCAGGCCUGCUGUGACGCAGUCUAAGAUGAGUAGUCGAAACAAAGCACUUGUGGCCAGUAAUGGGGUGUUACCAAGCAAACCCAUGGCCCAGAGCAGUUCACGACUUUCUUCUAGUACAAGACUACCAUCGGCGACCAAAACCAGACUUCCUCCUCCAAGCAAAGGUAAUUUUGGGCUGAAACGCAGCCCUGUCUGUAGAAACACAAGCAGAGCAGGGUCUUCUGAAGAUCUUCUCUCUGAUACCACCAGUGUUGCUUCUGAUGUCAGUGAUUCCUCUUUUAACACUAGUUUGCCAGGAAAAAGUAGCAUUCCAACUCGGACCAAGACAGAAUUGCGAGCGCCAUCUGGGCUUAAAGCUCCUUCAAUUCAGAACUCCAGAGUUGUGGACCGGAGGAGAAACACAUCAUCAUCUUCCUCAUCUGUGUCCAGCAUUAAUUCUAGUCUAACCGUCUCUCCAGGAGGCAAAGCCCAACUCAAUUCAUCUUUGAACUCCAGUGUCAACAGCAUCAAUGGCCGUUCUCACAGCCGUGUGAGCAGAUUGCCAAGUUCUGGACGCAAAUCUUCUGUCGUUACCAGAAACCCAGAGCCUCCCGUCAGUAGGCGAGCCUCCAUCUCCACACAAGGAAGAAGGGGCUCAGAACUCCUCCCCGGACCUGUCAAAGCCACACCUAUUAAAAAAGCCGAUCCAGUGCCACCUCCUCAGCUCCAGACACCUGCAAAGGUUACAUUGGAAAAGACGACUUCCACUGCAUCCGCUGCUAAACUUGGAAAUGCUCUUAGGGGUAACCACAAACUCAAGGCCCCAGUGGUACCAACACCCAUAAACUACCUGAAGGGUGUCCGCAGAUCAGCGGUUUCCUCCUCACCUGAUGUUCCACGUGUCAUGAAGCCCAAAAAAUUAUUGUCUGACUGCAGUUUGGAGAGUGUUCCUGAUAAUCUAUCCGUUCCUGCUCCCGUGGGACUCCAGACGCCUUCGGCUGUGGGCAGUAAACUGCGGAGACCCUCCGCUCUUCCUACCCCAGUAAACCGCCGUAUAUCUGGUAUCCCCGCUCUUACCCCUCAAAGUGUGUCUCGCCUCACCAAACCUACCAAGAACACAUUGCUCCCAUCAGCCUUGGGCCAAAGGGCCACUCAUCUAAGUCCAAGUAACAUGAAGAAGAGUGAGAAUCAAGACGAUAAGGAAGCCCCAGAGUCCGCUGAGGAGAUGUGCCCUCCGGCUGAUCUGCAACCCUGUUCUCUGCUGUUCAGUUUGGAGGAUGAGACUGAGGAACCUCCUGCCUGUGAGCCAGCAGUUGUGGAGAAUUCCUCUGAACCUUCCUUGCGUGAUCCUGAACCUUCCUCUUGUGAUCCGGAGCCUUCCUCGUGUGACCCAGAACCUCCUCAGAUCAGGAUGGAUUCCCAAACACUUCCACACACCAAGGAAAUCAAAGAUGACCACCAGCGGAUGACAGAGAAACAGGAUCUUAAAGAGGACUUGCUCGUAGAUGCUCCUGCACCAGUACUUGGACCAAAAGAGAAGCUGCUAAUUGAUCUCUCGAAUACCCCAGACCUGCUCAAAACUUCCACAACAAAGCCCUGGGGAGGGCAGUUAAUUGACCUGAGCUCACCUCUUAUCAAGUGGAGUCCAGAAGACAAGGAAAAUACGGAGAAUGAAUCUCCUCUGAUUGACUUUUCUGAAUUGUCAUUUUAAAGGCCCUGCAGAAUGACUGUGAGCUGUGAUAUUAAAAAAUAAAACUGGAUCAUUUCACAUACUGAUGAAAUUAUUUAAAGUGAGACAGCAAAUGCUACUGUGCUUUAGCCUUUAUUGUCAUGUUUUUAUGUGUUGUCAGUCCUAAUGUGAUUGUAUUAAUUAUGGUUCUCUGCAUAGUUUUAGAAUUUAU